Sardina pilchardus (European sardine) is the source of this 1713-nucleotide messenger RNA. RefSeq names its product Ras-related and estrogen-regulated growth inhibitor-like protein. Gene Ontology annotation, molecular function: GTPase activity; GTP binding. The coding region runs from base 31 to 693 and encodes 220 amino acids. The record is from RefSeq and is a predicted model, not a curated record. NCBI's taxonomy places the organism in Eukaryota, Metazoa, Chordata, Actinopteri, Clupeiformes, Clupeidae. The transcript is spliced from 4 exons.
UGAGAGCAAGAGCACCCGUCCAGUUUUCCAAUGGUUGUUCAGGUGAAUCAGCGAACGCCCAAUAGCAAAAAGACAAUGGAUGGAAGUCAGCAAAGGGUCGAAGCAAACAUUUUGUUAUUGGGAGCAGACAACGUUGGGAAGUCUGCACUCACAGUGAGAUUCCUCACACGGAGGUUCAUUGGAGAAUAUGGUGACAUAGAUUCGAUAUACAGCCACAGCGAUAAAAUUGAUGGACGGGAUAUUUGUUUCAACAUCUGGGACUCAUCGUAUUCCCAGAAUGGUGAUGAAGCCGGACAGAUAAGUGAAAGGCAGCUCCAGUGGGCAGACGGCUUCAUCCUGGUGUACAGCAUCUGCGACCGGGCGAGCUUCAACGUGGUGCGGCAACAGGUGCAGCGUAUCCGGCAGGCCAAAAAUAAACUGUCCGCGGCAGUGCCCAUCAUCAUCGUGGGCAACAAGCGGGACCUCCAACACCGUCGAACGGUUUCCAGCGAGGAAGGGCGCCUACUGGCUCUCUCUGCAGACUGCGGAUUCUUUGAGAUCUCCGCGGCGGAAACCUAUCACGGGGUGCUGUUGGUGUUUCACGAACUGAUUGAACUGAUCCGUGAGGCGAGAGCCUUGAAGAAAGGCGCCGCCGGCUUCAGAGGCAUAGUGCGAAGCAUGUCGGCGGUGUUUGGGCGCAAGAGAACGGAGUGAGACUGUCUGUUGGCGCUGUCUUGUUGGAAGUCCAUCAACCUUUGGAGGACUGCUAUAAGACCUGACCGAGCAGCUUAUGGCGAUAGCACUAACCCAGGGUCGACGUCUAAAGCGUUGCCUACCAAGGACACUGGGACAGAUAUGAUGUAGCAACAUGGUCUUGGAUCCUAAUUACAAACAGACUAUCUGAAUGUUUUAAAAAAUCAGGAGCAAGUUAUCUAGUGUUAUUAUACAAGUCCCCCUGACUUGAGUAGCCUACAGUAAGAUCACUGGUACAGUCGCCUUGAAUGUAAACAAAGAGGGGGAGGGAAUAGCUGCGCCCAGUGGGAUCUACUAAUGAAGUUAUGAAGCUGUGCAGGGAGGCAAUGCUGUCAGAAGGGCCAGGCACGUGACCACAGCCAAUGAAGGUGCUCCUAAACCUGCUACCUAUGCAAGUGGAAAUGACCAUUGUCUCAUGGAGACCCUCAGCUUGCUUCCCACCUCAAGGAUCCGAGUUGUGUUGUCCCUGACGGUCUGUUUUGGGCAUUAGCACUCAAACGAGUCUUUCUUAUAUGGAUGCACAGCUUCAGUUAGCCUAUGUUUAUGUUCAUUGAAGUGGUGAUGUAAGCCAUUUGUAUGGGUUUACAUUCCAGACGUUUUCAGUGUAGGGCUGUUGGUGUAGCCUAAUGCAUCUUGAAACAGAUCACUUAACUGGUGACACACUCGUGCUCCGUGACUAUGCCUAGCAUCUGUGAGAUGUGAUGUCAUGCCACAUGAAUGGGCGAGUGAGCGACCAAGCCAUCCUGUGCUCUGGCUUCCUAGAGCCUGCUGUAGUUUACCUGCUGUAGCUGAAAACAACUGUGGCCCAGGCCUGGCGAGGUUCCGGCCCAGCUCUGCUCAAAGGUUUUAUCUGUUCAGGGUGGAAUGUGUUUUACCUGCUGGAAAUAUUUCACCUGAACUGAUCCGAUAUGAUUUGGAUCUCUGUAGAAAUCUGUUGUUUAUUUAAAGCUUUUACAGUAUGAUCUCUGUGAUUGUUUUUUU